AUGUUAUCAAGAGUUAGCUAUCAGCAAUCAUUGUUGAGAAAGUUGGUUAACUCAACAGCAGCAUCUACAUUAAGUGUCAGAAACUACAGUGGUUCAGCUACUUCGUCAGCUGAAGAAUCAACAUCAAAGACUGCACAACCAACACAAUCUACUGGUUUCGGAAAGAAAAAGAGAAUCAAUUAUAAAGGAUUGCCAGUGGUACCACCCAUCAGCGCAAAGCAAUUUCAGUCGAGCGCAGUAGAUAUCAGCGAUGCCCAAAAGAUAGAGAAUCUAAAUACACACAUCACAGAGCAAGCCGAAGAGAACAACUUUAGAUACACUCCAAACUUUUCGAAACUAGGUAUUCUCACCAACGUCAAUGAGCUACCCGAAGAUUGGAAUAAUAUUAAAUAUAACGCAAAGUCAAGAAAAGAGAAGCAAGCAUUGAAUGAUACAUCAAAGUUAUUCGAUAUUAAAGACAGUGAAGAAGCCAAUAUUCAAUUUAACAGAUUCGGAAAAACACAGACUCCAUUCCCACGUUUACCAAAUAACAAUCCAAAAUUAAUUUUCGUUCCACCAAUUAAUGGAGGUAGUUACGCAAGAGCAUUUUUAAAUAACAGAAAGACUUUGAAUGCAAUCGAUAUUUCAACCAUUGAUUUACUUGAAGAGUUUGUAAAAGAUAAAAUUAAAGAUGAUACAAUCACAUCAUUUUCAAUUCAUACAUCAACACCAGGUGUAAUUCAUAGUGCAGGUACAGACUUUGUUACAUUGUUUGAAAAGAGAAAUACAGAGCUACCAGAGCAAUACUUUAGAAAGUUGUACAAGUUCUUUUAUUUGUUGGCAGCAUCACCGAAACCACAUGUUUCAAUUUUAGAUGGUUUGGCAGUUGGUUCUGGUGCCGCCUUUACAGCAAACAGUGCAGUUCGUGUUGCCACUGAGAAUUCAAUCUUCUCGGUGCCAGACUGCGCCAUCGGAUUCUUCCCGGAUGCCGGUAUGGCCCGUUUCCUCGGCAAGCUGCCAGGCAGUCUCGGACGUUACCUCGCCAUGACUGGCGGUCGUUUGCGUGGAUCGGACAUCAUGGAGAGCGGAAUCGGUAAUUUCUACAUCCGUACCAACCAGAUCCAGUACAUCGAAGAGUGGCUCGGUCGUGUGCCAAUCAACCGUUCCGACCGUCUCUUUGCCAACUUGGAUAUCCACACCGAGAACUGGGACAACAAGCAAUCGAUCCAGAAAACACACUACGAACAAUACAAAGAGGCGAUCGACCGUUGUUUCUCAAAGGCCAGCGUCGAGGAGAUUAUGGAUGCAUUGCGCGCCGAAACUCAACAUCCGGCAUGGGCCAAGCGUUGUCUCGACAACAUGAACCGUAUGUCGCCACUCAGCUUGAAGUUGACUCUAGUAUUCAUGGACUACGCUUUGCAACCGAAUCCAUUGUUAGACCAGCCACUCUCGCUCAAGGAGCACUUUGAGAUGGAGUACCGUAUUACCAGCUCGCUCCUCGAGGAGGGUUCCGACUUCUGGGAGGGCAUUCGUGCGAAUCUCGUGUAUAAACGUGCUCCACAAUGGAAGUACAAGACACUCGCCGAUGUCACCGACGAGGUUAUCGAACACCACUUGAACUUCCAACCAAAGAAUCCGCUGUAUCUACGUGAAUUGCCAACCAACCACGAGGAAUUCGAAGACAUGUUGAAUGAGUAUUACGCCGAGAACUACCAAGCCAUCUCUGAACAAGAUCAAAAAUUGUUUACCACCUACGAGGGUGAUCCCAUCUCAAAGAAAUACGAAGAGUUUAUCGAAGAAUAUUACAAGGGCGCUGACCAAGAUGAGUACUUUGAAAGAAAUCUCGCUGAAACAUUGUCUUCAAUGGCUCCAGAAGAUACUUAUUAA
This is a messenger RNA of Heterostelium album PN500, 1866 nucleotides long. Its product is annotated as enoyl-CoA hydratase/isomerase family protein. The record is from RefSeq and is a predicted model, not a curated record. Gene Ontology annotation, biological process: L-valine catabolic process. The transcript has 4 exons. Gene Ontology annotation, molecular function: 3-hydroxyisobutyryl-CoA hydrolase activity. Gene Ontology annotation, cellular component: mitochondrion. Bases 1 to 1866 code for a protein of 621 amino acids. NCBI's taxonomy places the organism in Eukaryota, Evosea, Eumycetozoa, Acytosteliales, Acytosteliaceae.